GAGCGAGGCUGCCCGCUCUGAAAGGGUUGCUCUGCCUUCCAUUCCCGCAUCGAUCAAUAUCGAUUUCACGAUAGAACGAACAAUAUUAUAUCGUAUCGUUCUAUAAAAAUAGCGAUGAUCUCCCUACGUUAAAUCGUAUUUAAUCCGAAGCGAAAAGGCGGGAGGAUAAAGAUAAAAUAGAUAUUCGAUACGAUUAAUGUAGAAUUAAUGUGAAGAUUUGUUGUAAUAUACGUUUCUUGUUGUUGGAAAUGAGAGAGGAGAAGUGAGAAGGGUUAAGUGAAGAAAGUGCGGUAAAAGUUUGAAAACAAAUUUGACGAAUGUAACGUUUAUGAGAUAUAAUUUAAAUUAUCGAAUAAGUUUUAAAAAAAUAAAAUCGAAGAAAUUCGAGUGUUGAGUUAAAUGAAAAAUCUACGAAUAGAUUUUAUGUAUUCAAAAAUUGUAUUGGUAAAGGGUGACAGUUUUAUGAUGUGCAUUAUCAAUAUGACUAUCGCUUAUAAUAACGGCGACAGCUCACGAUGCAUCGAGUUUGAAAGGUCGCGACAAAAGAUUCGGGAGGGUGUACGGAAUCGAAUUUACUCGAGGACCAUAAUACUCCCUGUAAUCGCGCGCCACUCUUCGAAAGAAAUCGCGAUCCUUCGAAACUCGACGGAAGACAUGUCUCAAGUUCCUCUUAUCGCCGCUGAAGAAACUUCAACAACGGAAUCCCCAACUUGUAAUAUGGUGAUUCUCGAGGCCGGUCUACCUGGAGACACGUGGAGAUAUUGCGUAGAAAGGGAACGACUAGCUGAAAGAUCAGAAUGGUUUCGCGCGAUGCUCGUUGGUCCUCUCGCACCUGCACCCAGCGAUCCUCCGCCUCUUUUGAAGCUUCAACACGUGGAAAAAAGAGCCUUCGAUUAUCUGCUCAGAUAUCUUCUCGACGAGCCGAUCAAUUUUCAAUCUGUAUCCACUGCUAGGGCAACCCUCGAUGCAGCUCAUCAAUAUCUUUGUCCAGAAUUGGCACGACUUGCUGUUCAAUAUCUCGAAAGAAAUCUGAACUCGAAUACUGUGCUCGAAAUCUAUCAAGGCCUUAGUCUUUAUGCGAACCACAUAACCUCUGGUUUCAAUCGAUCAUCGAAUUUACCCACAGCUCCUCCAGCACCUGGAGACGAUGCUGGUGAAAUAGCCGCAGUCUGUACGCGACUUCUGACCGCUUGUUUGAACGUGAUCGACUCGGAACCAGAGGCGGUGUUCGACCAGGAACACUUUGAGGAAUUGAACUGCGCCGAAGUCGAGGAAUUGGCAUGUCGUGACAGCCUGAGAUUGGCCAACGAAUCUACGCUAUUUCACGCUUUGGACAGGUGGGCAGCGUCUGAGUGCAGAAGAAACGGUGUCGAGCCAUCGGCUGGCAAUAAAAGAUCCGCUUUAUCCGAUGAUGUAUGGUACAGCGUUCGAUAUCCUCUUAUGACUGACAGAGAAUUCAUCGAAGGCCCUAUGGCAAGUGGAAUUCUCUCGAGCGAGGAAUCGGCUUAUAUCGUGGCUAGAAUUUUGGGACAUACGAGAAAUAAUGAGAGUGAAGAGCUUAGAAAUUCGAUCGGUGGACCAUUACCCAGGUUAACCAGCACACCAAGAAUCGGUGUUAGGACGUACGAGGAUCAAAGCUGCAGGAUGUCAAAACCAGGAAAGAAAGAAUGCCAGGACAAUCGAAAAAAUAGAAGAAAGGAAUGCGCAACUCAAGGCCAGAGAACUUGCGCGAGAAUUGGUAAUUGUCUCGUACGAGUUCUCGCAUGUAUUUUCGAUUGAACGACAAAGAAAGCCAAGAUAAAGAGGAAUCGAUGAAAUCGGCAGAUUCUUGAAUCUCCCACCGAAAAUUAAAUUUCUUUUUUACCGAGUCUUUUGUUAAUGCAUUAUGAUGUAAAACAUUCUGAUUUUUUUGACUCACUAAUUUAGAUACUAAGGAUAAUGAUUCUGGGUUGAAUCGAUAUCAAGAAUCAUUUGCUAUCGUAUCGCUGAAAUAUCGUUCAGAGCUUGUCUUAUAGAUCUCGUUUCGUUUUCAUAUUUGUUCUCUUUUUUUUUUUUUCUUUUUUUAUUUUAUUUUUGCAAAUAAUCGUUAUACAAUGACAAGAAAGCUGAAAGAGGCUGAAAUUUAAUUAUGCAUUAUAUGUUAAUAAUGUCGUUUUUCGUUAGUUUUAUAUAUAAGCUUUUAGAUAUGACGUUCCUCCUUGAGAUGAGAUAUAUUCUUAGAAUAGAAAAACGAAUUUUAUAUGAUUGAAAUGUUUUUGAAUUUUAAAUGACUGUUUUGUGGUUUACAUAUUUUAUCAUUUUCAUUUUCUUUUAUAGAGAUAUUUACUUGUUAUAUAAUCGUAAUAAAUUUUGAUAAAAAAAUUUUUGGUUUCAAAAAUAAUACAAUGAUGAUUUCAUACAUUAGAAAUAACAUUUGCUUUUUCCUAUAGAAUAAUAAUAGUCAUGUUAUAUUGAUCUUUUUUAAAUUAUAUUACAUAUAAAGCAAAUAUUUAUAAACUUCUUGGUAAUAGUUUAACAUUGAUAUGAUAUUGAAGAAAAAACUUAUUUGAAAAUCGUGUUUUUAAGUUACUAUUUUAAAAUAGAUCAAUUCUAAAAAAAAAAAAAUAAUAUUGAUAAAGAGUAUUGUAUCUUGA
Molecule: messenger RNA, 2633 nt
Organism: Apis laboriosa (Himalayan honeybee)
Lineage: Eukaryota; Metazoa; Arthropoda; Insecta; Hymenoptera; Apidae
Gene: axed
Exons: 6
Coding region: 400-1779 (459 amino acids)
Biological process (GO): neurogenesis
Cellular component (GO): cytosol
Molecular function (GO): protein binding
Source: RefSeq, a predicted model, not a curated record